Molecule: messenger RNA, 336 nt
Organism: Penicillium hordei
Lineage: Eukaryota; Fungi; Ascomycota; Eurotiomycetes; Eurotiales; Aspergillaceae
Exons: 1
Coding region: 1-336 (111 amino acids)
Source: RefSeq, a predicted model, not a curated record
AUGCUGUCCUUCGAAGCUUCUAAAUUCCACGUCGAGCGUUUCCAGCGGUUUAUGUGGAAGCAGAUAAACAAAGUGGAAGACCACCUCAUGGGCCUCGAAAUUAGCGAUCGAGCUAAACUUAGAGACUUAACAAAGCAACUCCAGAUUAUGUCCUCAAAUGCAGAUUCACAUAUUGCCAAUGCUGAUGUGGCCAUAAUCACGCCCAAGGCCAUUCGAAACGCCCACUCACGUCUCAUCCCGUCGCUCCCUCAAUCCAGCCCUUUUACAAACCAGCGAGCUGCUGAUUCGAUAUCCUAUACUAUCUCCUCUAUGGAGAAUAGAGAAUUUGGUUCUUAA